Apis cerana (Asiatic honeybee) is the source of this 13152-nucleotide messenger RNA. It is a transcript of the gene Rim, whose product is annotated as Rab3 interacting molecule. NCBI's taxonomy places the organism in Eukaryota, Metazoa, Arthropoda, Insecta, Hymenoptera, Apidae. Gene Ontology annotation, molecular function: small GTPase binding; transmembrane transporter binding. Gene Ontology annotation, biological process: regulation of membrane potential; calcium ion-regulated exocytosis of neurotransmitter; intracellular protein transport. The record is from RefSeq and is a predicted model, not a curated record. Gene Ontology annotation, cellular component: cytoskeleton of presynaptic active zone; presynaptic membrane.
CGCGCUAAAUUCCUCGCGAUUAGAGCUUCCCGUGCACGUUCCUAUCUUACGUCCGUGAUGGCGGCUGUACCUGAUAUGUCGCACCUCACCCCCGAGGAGAGGAGCACCAUCGAGGAGGUUAUAAUAAGGCAGAAGCAGGAGGAGGAGAAGGAAAAUGAGAUUAUGAGACGGAAGCAGGAUGAGGUGAAGAUCCUCGAGGAAAGGAUACGUGCCUGCUCGGAGAAACACAAGAAGGCGGGAGUGGAGUUGCACGCCACGUGUCACAUAUGCCUGAAAACCAAGUUCGCCGACGGCGUCGGUCACAUCUGCAACUACUGCAGCAUCCGGUGCUGCGCACGCUGCGGCGGAAAGGUCACUUUACGGUCGACCAAGGUAAUAUGGGUGUGCAUCCUUUGCCGCAAGAAGCAAGAGUUGCUGUCGAAGACCGGGCAAUGGAUAACGAAGACGGGUCUGGCUGCCGGGGACAACGCGAUGGUGCGACGAAUGCAGGACAUGCAGGUGGGUGGUCCUCCGGGACUCGUGGACCAAACUCAGGAUAAAAGACCGAAACUCGAGAGAGCGCACAGCGCGGCCGAAAAGGAGAAUUUGCCAUUGUUACUAAGCAGCGGAAGUUUGCUCAGAAGGCAGUACUCUCAGCAAGAGCAAGGCCCAGGGCGUCGACUGCCGACGAGCGAUAGCGGAGUGGACAUGUCCGUUUCGCCUCACUCGAGAAGCCUUCCGACGCCCCACGUAGCUCCAUCCCAUCAGGCCCAACAACCGCCCAGGCAUCCGGACGCUUACGCGGAGGAUGACCCGAAUCUGUACAGAGGGGAGAUCGACGGUCUCAUGAAACAGCAGAACUACCAGCAGAGGCAACGGCCGAUCUACCCGGAUCAGAAUACGGAUCUCGCGAUGACAUAUCAGCCUAUGGUAGAAGCGGGCCCACCACGAAGCGCGGUACAUCCCCCUCAGCAACAUUCGGUGCAUCAGACGCAAAGCGCGCACACCCCGCAAUCGGUCGGGCAGGGUGGUGGUCUUCAGCCUCAGAGAAGCUUCAGCAGCAGCGAGGAGGAGCGAAGCACACCCGAGUGUGCGAGCGACGAGCCUGACGAAUCCGAGAAGGGGAAGGGGUACUACCACCAUACGGGAGGUCCGAUAUCAAUGUCCGGCGGUGGACGUAGGCACAACGGACCCCACAACGGGCACUACAACAUGGCCGCGAUGACCAUCGAAUAUAACGGUCAUCAUCCACCGCGAGAGCCGCGAAAAGAGGAGAACACUCUCGUGAGACGGAGCUUCCGAAGGAGUGGCGACGAGUGGCGCGCCGACAGUAGGAGGUUCACGGAGAGGAGGGGGAAAAAGACAGUACGAUUUGACGGUGGGACCAAUGUCGGCGGCCCUCAGGAGGAUUGGUCUUGGGAGGCCGAUCGGCAGGGUAGCCAAGACAGCGCGACCAAAGACUCCGGGAUAGACACCUCUAGCACGUUCACGAGCAGUGAGGACAGCAACAGGGGCGACCUGCCCAAGCAUCCCUGGCAAGUGAGCAGAGACGGCCAGAAGAUCAUUGGCCACAUGGUAUUGCGAAAGCAGUCCGGAUCCGGGAGCAGUAGUAGCAUACUCGGAUUGAAAGUGGUCGGCGGCAAACUGCUGGAGGAUGGCUCUAUGGGCGCCGUCAUCGAGAAGGUGAAGAAGGGUAGUACGGCCGACAUAGAAGGUCAACUCAGACCCGGUGACGAGGUGAUCAAGUGGAACGGCAGAUCCCUUCAGGGCAAGAGUUUCGGCGAGGUUUACGACAUCAUCGCCGAGUCGAGGCAGGAUCCCCAAGUGGAGCUGGUAGUCUCGCGGAAUAUAUCGUCGACCGCGGGCCCUAUGGCUACGGGGGGGCCUAUGACCGGGGGGCCGAUGGCGGUGAGGAAGACCGCGCAGACCCAGUGGAGGCAAAAGCAUCCGGAGACGAUAUCCGGGCCGCAGCAUCACAAAGAUUAUAUGAUUUUUCGUAUUCCAGGUCUUAAGAAAUGUAUUCUAUGGGAGUUAUACGACGCGAGGCGCGAGAAACCUUCGGUUUUAGUGACCUCGCCUGGCUCGCCGGAUUUCCACGCUCGGGGACACGCAAGACACCUGCGGCACGCGUCCAGCAACGCGAACGUCGGCGGCAAUCUCCAGGUGAAGCUGAGCUUCGAUCCCGUGGCGCUACGGUUGAUCGUCACGUUGAUCUGCGCGGCAGGGCUCACGCCAAGGAGCAACGGCCAACCCAGAAAUCCCUACGCCAAGAUCUUCCUUCUUCCGGACAAGAGCGAAAAGUCGAAGAGACGCACGAAAACGUUGGCUAACACGAACGACCCGAAGUGGAACCAGACGUUCGUCUACGAGGGUAUCAGGAGGGUGUCGGAGUUGAGGAAAAGGGCGCUCGAGAUCACUGUGUGGGAUUACGGGAAGUACGACACGAACGACUUCCUCGGCGAGGUGGUGCUCGAGCUCGGGGCGGCGCGCUUCGACGAGGAGGCCGAGUGGCAUCCCCUGACGGGGCAUAGCGAGCACCGGCAUAUUGGAUACUAUCAGGAGCCCGAUGACAUGGUGAUAACUCCGGUGGACUGCCAUCUCAGUCCACCGUCGACGACGUCGCGGCUCAGCGACUCUGACACUUCCGAAUGCGAUAUCACGGACUGCGACGGCUCCAGGGAGCAAAGGAGAACAGCUGACGGUGCCAGUAUAAGCAGUAUCGGCAGUUCCUCCAGGUUUCAUAAUAUGCCGUCAAAUUAUAAGCGCCACUAUUCUAGCCCCCCGCCGGAAAGGGAGCUCUGCAUGGACGGGGAGCAUCGAAGUCGAAGGGACAUGUCGCCGCAGGGGCGUAAACGGGCCCUUAUACGGGAUCAACCGGCGUCUAUUUCUGGUUACCAGACCUAUCGCAAGGACGAUAUUCAUCGAGGAAUGAUGAGCCACAGGUCGCACAGUGCAGCGCCCAUGGAUUCGCCGAGCCUUCGAUACCGAGGAAGGUCUCAAAGUCCCACCGGUCAUCGCUCUCUGUCCCCGCCCGAGCACAGAUCCAUCCCCUACUCGCACGGCUUCGUUCCACCCAGAUUCAGCUCGAGGUCGGCGACAGCCACUCCCACCGGUAGCCCGAAGAAAAGGCAGCUGCCUCUGAUCCCCUCCGCCCUGAAGGAAAGGGCUGCCCAGGAUCUCGAGGAGCGGGCCAGAUUCAUGAGACACCGAAGUAGGCAGGUGCACACGUACAGAAGCACGGGGAUGGGAGGUUGGGAAAGACAUUACAGCGGUCUGUCGGACUCGGAUCUGCUCUCGAUAGAUCACGAUCCGUUAUCGUUGCCGCACAGUCACGCUUAUCGAAUGCACAGACCGCGAAGGGGACACUUAAGUCCCGACAAAGACGUACUUGGAGAUCUCGGUGACUCAGAUAUGGAGAGUGUAGCCUCCGUGACGAGCAGUGCCUUCAGUACGCAAUCGGAACGACCACGUGGCUCUAGAGGACUAAUAAAGAUGCGUACGCCGUUCACGAGGUCGCAGACCGUCGACGAGAACAUGCUGAGAUAUUACAGCCCGGAGACCAGCGAGUACAGCGUCUCCGAGGGUUACAUGCUCAAGCCGGAGGAGCUUACGGGUAGCUCAAAGAAACGUAUACCGGAGAUAUACGUGGAGGAUUGCCUUCAGGUCGACUUCAACGACCGGCUCAUCGAGAAGUUUCGCGACAGAUACUCGUCGCCCUAUCAACUGGAGGCCGGUACCCGUAGACGGUCGCGUAGCUGGCAAGAUCGCGGUGGAAGAGGGGCGAAAUCUAGGCACCACUUGUUCUCGAGAGGGUUGCACGACGUUACGGACGAUCUCGGCAUUAGGAAUCUAGACGUUAGCUUGCGGCCGCGUAGAUCUUUUUUAUUCUCGAAGGCUAGGAGCUUCGACUACGACGUGCUCCACGACACCUACGCGGAUCGUUACGCCGGUUUCGGACUAGGAGCGGGGAUGCUCUCGCGUAGGGCCAAGAGUUUCGAGUACGACACGAUCUCGAGCAACAUAUUCAGCGACGACAGCCUGAGGACGGCCCGCCGCAAGUUGAAGAAGAACCUGGCCAUCAACGACGCAGGUUACGGCGACAAGAUACCGGCCCUCGGCGAUCAGAGCAAAUCGUACUUCGACUCGAACGGCGACGAGAAGAUGCCCAAGAUUCUACUCGAUCGCGAGAAGAAUUACGAUUACAUGUUGAAACAGGAUCACAAGCCGUUCUACGGCUACGAUUCCGAGUUCAGUUGCGGCGAGACCGAGAUAUACAUGCCGCGUUUCGACAAACAGGGGCUCGAAACAACGGGCGGAACGGUCUCCGUUAUCAAGCCUUAUCGUCCCUACGAACUAUCGGAGGAGAACUCGUUCAGCAGCGACGAUCAGACGAUCGGUUUCGUCGAGGAUCCGCUCCUCCUCGGUCGGGAGGAUCCCACGAAACGGAAGUACAGAGAGUCGACCGGGUUCCAAAUCGAUCACGAUCCCUCCACCUUCGCCAGAGACGUAUCGGAGAAACGUAGCAAGGGUUUGGACACCGAUAACGAGCACAUAUACUGCAGCAUAGACGAGGCGAGCGUGGACAAGUACCGCGGCCGAGACAGGAGCAGGAAGAAGAUCCCUCGUUCUUCCACGCGAGGAAUCGUCCCCGACUUCGAGCGCUACGAGGGCGAACGACGGCGGAGGACGGCGACGAUCGAGGCCUCUUCCCGAGGAAGAGCGAAAAGCAGCGAGUCGUAUUUGGAGAACGGUGGUUACGAUGGUUACGUCGAAUGGGACGUGGAGGGUUACGACGACGAAGGGUUCGUCGACAGAGGGAAUACGGACGAUUACGAGCAGCAGCAACAAGAGCAGCAGCAGCAGCAGCAGCAGCAACAACAACGACGACGACGGCGACGACGACGAAUGUACGAGGAUUACGAGGAUGAAAACGUCGCGAUCGAGAUGUACGAGGACGAUUAUUACGGCGGACGAGAGGAGAGAGGGGACGGUGGAAGAGGUAGACGCAAGAGGAGGCAGUACGCAGUGACGGACGGCGAGUACGCGACGGACGGCGAUUACCGCGACUAUCGUUCGGCGGAGGAGUACGAUUACGAAGCGCACAGCGGGCCUGAGUACGGGCGGGCGGACGCCGCGUAUCAGGAGAACACGUUCCCUCGCAGAAGAAGGAGGAGAAGCAGGCGAGAGGGCAGGGAGGCGAGCAGCACGGGGAUUUACGAGAACUUGGAAGCAGCGGCGUAUCGACGAAGGGACGAGGGGACGUUGCUCGCCGUUCCAACGUUCUCCGAGAGCAAGCGAAUGAUGCUGCAACGGGCCGAAUCGACGCCGAUCCUACGCUCGGACGAGGAGUUGAGCUCGUCGGAGAGGGCCGAGAGAGCGAGGCGUCUGUUGCACCGCCGGAAACGGAACGCGAGCUGCCCCGAGGCGAGGGAGCUCCGCUACUACGAUCCUCCGCGAAGAAAGGGCGGCGAGGAGGAGGAAGAGGAGGAAAGAAGGACGAACUUCAUCCUGGACUCGGACGAGGACUUCGGCUCGAUGGAGACGGUCGUGUGCGCCGAUUGUUUCCGCGAGAGGAGCGGCGGGGGCGGAGGGGCGAUGGUUCGGGGCGAGGGUAUCGGGCCGGUUUACAAGGACGUGGAACAGGUUACUCCGCGGGACGGUUACUCGAUGGAGUCGAGGUACGAUUACGAGAACGUGGUGGAGAGCCGCGGCGAGCAUUACGCGGGAUCGUACGGGGAAGCGCCGCCGCCGCCCUCUCGUGCGGGGCGGGGAGGGGUAUCGGAGUAUCGGGUUAGGCGUAAGACCAGCUGUCCGGAGUGUCGGGAGUUAGCGAUGUCGGGUUACUACGAGUUAGGUAGGUCGGGCUGGUUGGCGCGUAAGGUCGAGGAGAGGAGGCCGUCGAUAGAGUCGAGGCAUAGGUAUUAUCGUAGGCGGAAUAGCAGUUGCCCCGAGGCUAGGGAUCUCGAGCUGCUCGAGAAGAGGGAGGAGCAGGAACGGCAUGCCCAGCAGGCCCAGCGACACCCGAGUCAGCAACAGGCGCAGCAGCAGGGUAGUAAGAGGAACGUAGCGAUCAGCGACACCCUCGAGUACUACGAGUACUCGAUGGAGAGCGAGAGCCAGUGCAGCGAGAACUGCGGAUUUGGCCCGUGCGAUCCGCGUAGGCCCCGUAACCGAGCACCCCACCCCGGUAACGCUAAUUCAAGUCUCUUUGAUUCCCAAACCGCUACCUCCGACACUGCUAAAAACUACCACCCACGGGCCGUCGAUCACCACGAAACCUCACGAAACACGAAAUCGUCGCCGCGCGACAACUACGACGAUUCGACCGUGGCCACGCCCUCCUCAUCGUCGUCCAUCCGACGGCAUUCCCGGAAAAAAACCGUCGCCGACGACGCCUCCACCGCCGCCGUCAACCGACAACGCGACGACGGCCGGGAUCGCCGAUCCUCCUCCAUGCCCGAAAGCAGCGAGUACACCGGUCAGUCGGGCUCGUACGAGAAACCGUCCAGGAGCCAGCCACCCGAUAGCGAGCACGACGAUCGUAAAAGGGGUCAGUUCACCAGGAGUCUCAGUAACACGGACGCGCCACAGGACGAGAAAGUCGACGGUAGUUUGAGCGACACGGCGAUCGGUUUGAACGUGGAGGACUCCUCGAGAAGGGGUCGCAAGAGCUCGCCCGGGAGUAAAAGCGGAAGUGGGAGUAGCAGCGGUGGGGGAAGCGCGGUGCAGUAUCAGUCAGGUCUGGGGAAGAAGAGUAACAGCACCAGUCAACUGUCCGCUACAGACAGCGAGCGUUUAGCCCAUCGAGGAACGAGAUCUUUUGCAGGCUUCCUUGUGUGGGAUCAUCCAUAUCAUCGAAUCUCAAAGCUUAACCCGACAACACAGGUUGACGAAGUCUUUCUUUUUCUACGUGAAUGCAGUGUCGGCGGGGUCUUCGUCGGAAGUGGUGUCGCGGAGGCACGCGCCGGUUUAUCGAGCCGGAAACGCAACAGCACGCCGAGCAGCAUACAACGUUCCGAGGAGAUUGUACCAUAUCAGCGCUUUGAAUCCGGGAAACAGUCGGGAUCGGUGGCCAGUGACACAGCCGGAAGUCUCAACUCGAUCUCUAGUUCCGAAGGAAGCUCUUGGUCCCCCAGUCUGCGAAUGUCAGGCGAAACCGGCCAACUGAGAGAUUUCAUCGAAGAUCUUGGGCCUGGGCAAGUGGUCGGGAGGCAGGCACUCGGUGCACGCUGCCUUGGCGAGAUUCAGCUCUCGCUCUCUCAGAAGAAAGGCUUCCUCGAAGUGGAGGUCAUACGUGCCAAAGACCUUAAACCGAAACAGGGCACUAAAGCCAUUCCAGCUUCCUACGUGAAAGUUUAUUUGGUGAAUGGGAAGAAAUGCAUCGCGAAAGCGAAAACGACAGCAGCCAGGAAAACGUUGGAUCCAUUCUACCAACAGUCGUUAGCCUUCAGAGAAAAUUGCCGGGGUUGUAUACUGCAGGUGACAGUAUGGGGUGAUUACGGCCGAUUAGAAGGGAAAAAAGUGUUCAUGGGCAUUGCGCAGAUCGUGUUGGACGAACUGAACCUCAAUGAGAUGGUGUUCGGGUGGUAUAAGCUGUUUGGCAACAUAUCCCUGUGAAAGCAACCCAGAGAUACUCGAUAUGAGAUCGAUACGAAUUUCAACGCGGUGUGCUGUGAGAAAGGCGUGCCGAACGGUGGUGAUUCGAUGUUCGAUGUUCAAGUGAUACGGGGGAAACGAGAAACUUGUGAAGUGGUGAAAUUGUUUGAAUCUAAACCCGUUACGAACGGUGAUGUGACGCGUUAUAUUGUGAAACAUUUAACGAAAUUUUAAAUAAUAAUAAUAACAAUAUAUUAUCCGCGUAUUCGCGACAAGACAUUUCCAAUAUAUUUGUACAUAAUUUAGAACGCUCCGUGUGUUGAACGCCAAAGUGACGAUUUUCAGGACACAAAAUAUAUAUAUACAUAUAUAUGUAUAUAAAAAAGAAAAAAGACAGUCGUAGUACCAAACGAACAAUCAAAUGAACAAAUUAGAAAGAGGAGAAGGAAAAGAGAGAAAAGAAAGAAAAAAAGAAAGAAAGGAGGAGAAAUUAAUUUGGAACUCGUUGUCAAAGUUUUUAGCCAAGAGAUAUCAUCGUCAGAGCGUAUAUUAUUUAUUGUAAAUAAAUUAUAACAAUAUAUAUAUAUAUAUAUAUACAUAUAUAUAUGAAUUCGCGAUACGUAUGCGCGCAAGUGUUUAUUAAGAAAAUGAUGAACAAUUUGCCUUGACCGUCGCGUUUUCGUCAUCCCGUUCUCCUCGUGAUUUCAAGGAUCGCGGCGUACCGCAACGCGUAUCGAUUUUUACUAUCACGUUCGAGAAAAAAAAAGGAAAAAAAAAAAGAAAAUAAUAAUAGUAAUAAUAAUAAUAUUAAUAAUAAUAUUAAUAAUAAUAGUAAUAAUAAUAAUAAUAAUAAUAAUAAUAACAAUAAUGACAAAGCUCGAGACGAGACCGGGACUUUGAUUCGAGCUUUGUAUCGCGUUUGUAUCCGUCGAAAAUCGUCCGUGGAUUCGAACGUAUCGCGAGAGCGAACGGGAACGAGGCCGAGAAAUAUCGUGAAUUAGCGAAUUGUUGUUGAACGUUAAAGUAGCCCAUCUUCAACUAUUUUGCGAGAGAGUGAGUGAGAAUGAAUGACUGAGUGGGUGAGAGUGAAUGAGUGAAUGGACGAGUGAGUGAGAGAAAGUGUGAGAGGGAAAGAAAGAUUGAGAGCACGAGCGAGCGAGAGAGAAAAGUAAAAUGCUAACUAUAUCGACUGUCAUAUAUUGUGAUUAUGUUAGUUUUUAUUUAAUUGUCGAAUAACCUCACGAAUCGGAUGUUACGCGUAAGGGGACAACCGUACGUACCUUUUAGAAUAUUUUAUUCUCUUUAUCGACUUGCACUCGAUUUUCAAAGGAACGCUCGUUUUUUUAACAUUGAAUAUUUACUGAACGAACCGCCCACGUAAUUCUUGCAUAUAAAACGGACCCUCCGUGGAGUCGCGCCUCGUCCCCUGAAACGAGACACGGCCCGGAAACCGUCGAUCCAUGAAUUAACAUUACGCAUCACUGCUGACGAACCUCUCGGGAACGGAAGCGGAAACGGCGCCCGCCAUCGUCCACGAGGAACGAGGGGGGGCGCGAUUCGUGAAACUCACAAUCGAUUUUAUAUCUCUUUAAUUCUCAUGUUAUGUGUUCGAUCUUUGUCUGUGCAUUUGUCUGGUCACUUGUGAACACAAAAAUUCGAUGAGCAUGCACGUGUACGUAGAUAAUUAUCUAUAGCAUUAAACACUUGAUUAACGAAUGUAAUUUUCUUUUCGCUGAUUGUGCUUGCAAUAUGUGAAUUCUCUUUGCAAAAAUGGGGAUAGGAGGGAGGAAAGGAAAGGAGGGGGGAAAAAUUGUGGAUAAACUGGGAUAAAAGAAAAGAAGGAAUUUUAUUCGAAGUUGAUCGUAGAGAAAAAUUGGAAAUAAGAGGAACCACUCGAGUCGAAGAGAUUAAAAAGAAAUUUGCCGGUUUAAUUGCUUCGAACAAAUACGUUCUGCUUUUUCGAUUGCACGUAUACGCAUUUGUUGAGAAACACGGUUGUUGUCGUCCUUUUUCAUCACGAAAAUUAAGUUCGUUCCCUUACAUCGCUUCACUCCUCGUUUGUUGCUCUUUAAAAGGUACUCCUUGGAUAUUGAUCGACGUCACUGAAAUAGAGUCACCAUUUUUCUUUCGGAGAUACUGCAGAAUAGCUACUUAUGUAGGUACCACACGAGGGUCUAAAAUUUGCAACCGAAUCUAAUUUUUCGUAUAUCAAUCUAUACUUUUCCUCGGAACGUUUAAUAAGAAUUUUCCUGUAUUAAAAUUAGAACUUUAGAAAGUUUUUCUAUGUCAGUGACUUCAUUAUCGAUAUCUCAUCACGUAUUUUACGCUUAUAAAAUCCGGUGUCACGCUACUAUGCUUUAAAUUCUCGCGACAAGUCUAUCAUUUCCUUCUUGCAUUUGCACUCUAUCGUAUUACCCGCUAUUACCACGCGAAAUUUCAUAAAAUUCCAAAGAGAUAUAGUUUAAGCAAGUUCGAGCGAAACAAUGAUACGUAAUCACGAUGUGAGGCUUAAUUUCGAAAACAGAAUUGAGAUGAGAUGGAUAAAAAAAAAAAUAGUGAGAAACUCGAUUCUUUCGCGACAAAUUCUAUAGAUAGGCUGAACCAUCUGGUAACCGGGUAAUCGAUCGACCAUUAUUACGAGAAGGAUGUAUAAAAAAAGAAGCGAUAUCUUAUCAUACCUAUAACACGCUUGAUUUAGUGGACAGAACGUGCAGCAAGGGAAUAAAAAAAAAAAAUCGAAAAAAAGAAGCUUUUUUACUCGUGAACGAAGAAAAAAAAAAGCGAAUACAAACCAAACGUAGAGUUCUAUCAGACGACGUGUAACAUAAAUUAUCAAAUGAACAAACGAAGAAAAAAAAAUUACUAUUAAGACGAUUUCUAAGUAAAAAAACAUUUUGCAAGUGCAUGACUUAUAUUAGUAGACUCUUGGAACAAUGACUACGUAAUUAACCACACAACAAAAUAUAAAUUCUGUAUUAGUGAAUAACACUUGAUAAGGAGAAAAAAAAAAAUACAAGACUACGAAUAAUAUGUUCAGUUUGUAAUCCGCCGGUUACUUGCAGCUGUAAGAUCUUCGCGAAAUUUGUUCGAUUUCUAAUUUCUAAUUUCUUGCAAUUAUUUUCUUUUAUUUAUUAAUUUUCAUUUUGUAAUACGAUACGAAAAAAUUUAUUUUAACGAAAUUGAAAUAGUUUUAAAAUUUUCAAUUCUUUAAUUUUAGCAAUUUAUUAUAGUCAUGAUGAAAUUAUACAAAAAAAAUUUCGCGAAGGCUCUAUCGUUGCGGACUGUUAAUGCUUACGAUAUAAAAUACUGCAUAUCCUAUACAACGUAGGACUUUUAUAAUUUAUGGUAGCCGGUUUUAAGAAAUUUCGAAGGAAAAAAAAAAAGAAAGAAAAGAAUGGAAAGAGGAAACCGAGUUUACUUUUUCUACACUUGCAUUAUCAGGUAAUUUGGAGAAUUAAAAACAUCGAUAAAUUCUCGUAGAAAAUUUCGUUAGAAAUUUCGAAAAGAAUUGUAAAACAGGUAUUAAAAAUGAAAACAAGCAGGCUGGAUUUGAAAAAAAUGAUAGAUAUCACUGUUUUUAAUUUCGUAUGAUUUAAUCUAAUUUAAUUCCUUGACUGUCUUCGCAGUAACUGUUAUUUAAUAUUUAUAUUAAUUUUUAUUUUUUAAGAAUAUUCCACUAAAUAAAUUAUCUUUAAAAAUUUUUAAACUUAACCUCAAAUAAAAAAAGUAAGAAACGCAUAAUUUUAUUUUAUUAUUAAUUUCACAUUCUUAAAAAUAGCUGAAAAGUUUUUAAGCGUAGAAAUAACGCGAAGAGAGUCAAGAUAGAACUUGUUAAUUUUCACACUCUUGCCAUGCCCAUUUGUACAUAGGCAUGCUCAAUCUUAGGAUCGAACACGCAUCGUGAAUCACAUAUAUAUUAUAUAUACACAUAUACAUACAAAUAGUAUUAAUUACGAAAACGAACAAAUUAAUAUCCAACUUUGUACCUAUAUACUUACAAUGAACUUAAACGAAAACGAAAAGAAGAUUGAAAGGAGACAAAAAAAAGAUGAAAUCUUUCGAACAAAUAUAAUCGAAUCGGACAAAACAAUGGCUGAAACGAGAUAGAAAGGGGGCGUAAUAGUGAAAAUAUAAAAGAAAUAAAUUAAUCGCAAAGAGAGAAAGAACGAGUAAAUAAUACAAUUUACACGGAAUGCAGAAAAUUUGAGAGCCAAGGGGUACCACUUUUGUCAAAUUUAGAGAGACAAUUUAGGUUUACGAUUACGAUAUAGGGUGUGCGAGAAAGAACGAGUGUGAAAACAGAAAAAGAGAGCGAGAGAGAUAGAUGAAAGGAAAAACGAUAAAAACGAAGGGACAUUGUCAACGAUUUCUUUACACAAUGAAAUUCAUUACUUACUUAAAAAUUUCGUAGAGAUGAUCCAGCGUAGUAUUAUAGGUGUUCCUGUAAUCGCGUCGAACGAUUAAUACGAUCAAUAAUGUGCUUCGAAUUCGUUGCUUUUGUUAAUGGAUUUCGACAAGUCACGCACAAACAAACACUGCACCAUAAGAUCAUUUCGACGGAACUAAGGAAUCUCAAAAAGACUUUUUCCAAUUCGUCAAUGCCCGAUCACGUGACUUUCUAAUACUGUUGAUUCCCAUAGUUUCCCGCGCGGGUCGCUCGCGACGGAAUCGAUGCACGUAUCGAUCGUAAGAUCACGCGGUUCUGAUUCUCGAAUAUCAAUGAGGCAACUUCGCACCGUUCGAAACAUGCGUCAACCGCUUGAACGGUUUUCUAAUUUAUCUGUGUGACAUACGUCCGGAUAUAUUUCGAAAAGGAACACGGAGGAGUACGGGCGAGAAAGCAAGGAAGAGAGAAAGGAAGAGAGCGUGGGAUAUCACGAAAGAAGGUGCGUCAUUUUCGUUAAAAAGAGAGAGAGAGAAAAAAAAUUAAGAAAUACAAAGGCGAAAGAAUUUAAACAAUACGAUUAGAUAAAAGUUCCGUGGGAAUAAAAAGAACUCGGCCGAGAACUCCUCCGACAAUUUCUUUUUCUUUCGUUUUCGUAGAAAUGUCGUAGGAUCGAUACAGAAUCGGCAGAUCCUUGACACGAAACCGUUUUCAAUCGUAGUUCUGUAUAUAUCUCAAUGGUUCGGCUAGCUGGUAAAAAAUUCGAAAUGCAGUACUGCUACGAUACGAGGAGUUCAUGGCGGGAUCUAUACGCGGAAUGAUUAAAUAUAAAGCGUUAGUGACUGUAUCCAGUAUAAUAUAUCUGAUAAAAGAUACCCCUGAUGCCAGAUAUGGCGUGUGACAAUAAAGUGAUUCAAUGAUCUCGUCGCAUUUCAAUCGCAGCCACCUUUCACGAUACACAGGCACACACUUAUAUAUAUACAUAUACACACACAAAACACGUGCAUAUAGACAUGUAUAUUUUAACGCAAAACGAGAACAUUUUUUUUGUAAAGUACGAGACGACACCGCCGGAAUUCAACGAUCACGAUGUGUAAAAGAAAGUAUCUCAUCGUUUUCCGAUUACUCGUUACUCCGCUGUUAAUUGAUAAUGUCAGUAAUAUUUUUAACAAAAUAAAGCUACCUUAUUCAAA